AUGACCAAGGUCUUAGAGAUAGACAGAGAGCAUAACUGGCACUGGCACAACCGGUCUUUGAAUGCCAAAUUCUUGACUCACGGUUCGGUAUGUGAAGCUAAGAAGAAAGCUUCCUGCCCUGGACUUGGCUUGUUUUAUACAUUAUUGUCUGCCUUCCUUUUCUCAGUGGCUUCUUUAUUAGUAAAAAAAAUACAAGAUAUGCAUUCAGCAGAAAUUAGUGCAUUUCGAUGUAUAUUCCAAAUGUUAUUCGUUCUUCCUUGCUUAAUACACCAAAAAACAGGAUUUUUGGGACCAAAAGGCAAGCGCAUUUUCCUUUUCCUCAGGGGAGUCUUUGGUGCCACAGCGAUGAUCCUUCUCUACUACGCUUUCCAGUUAAUGCCCAUUGCCGAUGCCACGGUGAUCACCUUCACCAGUCCGGUUUUUACUUCCUUGUUUGCUUGGAUAUAUCUCAAGGAAAAAUACAGUCUGUGGGACGUUGUCUUCACUCUCUUCGCCAUUGCUGGAGUGGUCCUCAUCGCCAGACCGACAUUUCUGUUUGGCUCCAGCACGGAAGGGAUGGAAGAAAGCCAUUCCUACCACUACCGAGGAGUGCUGGCCGCCUUGGCAGGGGCCAUGUGUGUCGCCCUGACCCUCGUGAUUCUAAGAAAGGUGGGGAAGUCGGUGCACUACCUGCUGAACAUCUGGUACUACGUAGUGAUCGGACUCCUGGAAUCCAUCGUCAUCCUCUGCGUCCUGAACGAGUGGCGUUUGCCCCACUGUGGCCUGGACAGGCUGUUUUUGAUACUCAUCGGACUUUUCGGCUUGGGGGGCCAGAUUUUUCUCACUAAAGCGGUUCAGAUAGAAAAAGCGGGGCCCGUGGCCCUCAUGAAAACAAUGGACGUGGUUUUUGCUUUCAUACUUCAGAUUAUUUUCCUGAAUAAAAUACCGACGUGGUGGACAGUGGGUGGUGCCCUUUGCGUGGUGGCCAGCAGUGCUGGAGCUGUCAUUCGCAAGUGGUGUCACAGUUUGCAAACCGGUCAUCACAGCAAAAAUAGAUUUACCAGGUAG
Messenger RNA from Gracilinanus agilis (Agile Gracile Mouse Opossum), 1047 nucleotides. RefSeq names its product solute carrier family 35 member G1 (gene SLC35G1). The record is from RefSeq and is a predicted model, not a curated record. The transcript is spliced from 3 exons. Gene Ontology annotation, biological process: regulation of cytosolic calcium ion concentration; calcium ion export across plasma membrane. Lineage: Eukaryota; Metazoa; Chordata; Mammalia; Didelphimorphia; Didelphidae. Gene Ontology annotation, cellular component: plasma membrane; endoplasmic reticulum membrane. Bases 1 to 1047 code for a protein of 348 amino acids.